CAUUCCCAGUGAAGUUAAAUUUUGUCAUCACCUCUUUGUCUUUCUUUCUUCAUCUUCUUCCUCUGUCCUUUUGCCUAUUGUAAGCUUCUUACAACACCUUCUCUCUGUCUCAUAUACUAACAAUCAGUACUCCAAUGGCCUUCCAGCACUUAUUACUCUCUCUGCUCCACUGCAAUCCUACUUGUUUAUUCCUUAACCGAUUCAUUCCGCUGAUCGAUAAUAACAUUCACAAUUCAACAACACCAAGGUGAUUUUGGAUGCAAAAUGGCGGCCAUGUCAUUGGAAGAAUUACUAACCAAGGAAGGUUUUAAAGGAAGGAAGUUGAAGAUGUUAUCUAGAGCCUCCUUCGCAUCAGAUCCAGUUGGAAGAUCAUCGUAUCACCGACAACCUCCUGCAUCAUCGUCUUCUUCUUCUCCUUCUUCACUUGUGAAAAGAAUCCAGAGGACUAAGUCUGAUCUACCUUGUUAUAAUAGUCAUUUGCCAAUGAACAACGAGACGAGAUCUAGGGGUAAAGCCGCACAGAAAGAAGCGGUUGAAAGACAUGAGGAGGAGAAGAAGAAACCGCCAAAAUCAGGUAAAAAUCAAUUUAAAUCUAGAUCAUCCAGCUUUGUGCAAAAUGGAGAUACGUUUUCUAGUGACAAUAAUCACUGGGAGAAUAUCAUACAAGAGACGUCUUACAGUAAGAAUGCCAGAAGCUUUGGUGGUAGCAAAGGUCAGUUGAAUGUUACGGACGAAGAACCGCCUCUUGAUGAAAUUGCAGUUCAGGCCAUGAUAUCUAUCUUAGGUGGAUACACCAAAUGCUUUCUAAACGAUGAAGAAUUCCGAUCAUCACUUCGUCACAAUUGCUUUGCUUCUCUUAAUUCUGUUCAACAACAACAACAACAAGACCUUAUUACCACCGAUAGUAAAGUCAUAGAAAAUCUCGAAGAAGCCAUUGAAACAGUAGAAAGAGCUGCUGAGAAUUCCGCAACCGUAAAAGAACUGAAAAGAGCUUCGUUACAGCUCAGUGUGAUUACAGGCUUGAAUUCCAAGGAUCUAAGAGACGGCUUCACAUCAGGAAUUCCAAAUUCAAUGUUAUCUUCAUGUGCUCAUCUCUAUUUAAGCAUUAUUUAUAAAAUCCAGAAGAAGAUGAGAAUCUCAGCAAAGCAUCUCCUCCAAGUCUUCUGUGAUACACCAUAUCAGGCGAGAAAAAUGUUGUUGGCCGAGGUGUGGGAUCAUCUGUUUUAUCCUCAUCUCUCGCAUCUGAAGAUUUGGUACGAAGAAGAAGCUAAUUCGUUAGCAGAUUCACCAAAUAAGAUGAAGAAAUUAAAGCUGGUAGAGAAAGUUUAUAAUGAAAAACUGGAUUCGGGAACUCAACAGUUCGCAAGCUACUACAAGGAUUGGUUAACAGAAGGAACUCUUGUUCCUGCCAUCCCGUCUAUUCCAAUCCCCUCUACUAUAUCAGUUCAUAGAGUUCUUGAAACAGUAGAAGACGGGUUUGAGUAUCAUUCAGCUCAGAGAAUUCAGUUUGGCGGUUUUGACAAACAUCCGAUGGUUAGUAAAAGAUUAUAUGAUUCAGUUUUCAGCCAUUCACAUAAGCCACCAGAAGUUGUUGAAAUCCAUGAAGAGAUUGACAAUAAUAUUGGAAGCUCAGAUAGCUCCAUUAUUGAAGACAAGCAAGAAACCACCGAGCCCAUUGAAGAAUCAAGCAUCCCAAAGGAUUUCAUAUGCCCACUUACCGGACUUGUGUUCACUGAGCCAGCAACGUUGGAGACUGGUCAGACUUUUGAGAGAUCUGCCAUUGCUGACUGGUUGUUAAAUCAAGGAAAAAGAACAUGUCCAGUUACAGGGACAAAACUCGAAUCUCAAUCCGUACCUCCAGUAAACUUCAUCCUUAAACGAGUUAUCGACGAAUGGAAAUCUGGUUUCUUUAGAAAUAAUCAAGCUUUUUCCAUAUUAGAGCAGCUACUUAAGAGCAAUCAAACUAAGUCGGCUGAAAAUGCAACUUCUUUGUUGACAGAACUAAUCUGCAUGAACAGGAGGAAAGACAUGAAUAUUUUCUUGAGUGGUGGAUUAAAGAAAGAAGAGAUAUUAAAUAUGAUUAAUGUUCUGCUCCAGUAUCUUCUGAGGUCUCCACUCGAGCAAAGGCCGAUCAUUGCUGUGCUUUUGUUACAUAUUGAUCUUAUGGUUGAGCAUGACUCCACGGAGAGCAUAUGCAGAGAGAAAGCAGUUGAUGCAAUCAUAAUGGCUAUGGAUUUGAGUUUCUCAAAUGAGAAAGUUCGAGUUAACUGCUGUAAAGCUUUACUUAUGUUAGGAGGACGUUUCUCUGCUUCUGGGAAGAUAAUGACAGAGGAUUGGAUCCUCAGGCAAACUGGAUUUCUAGAGAAUAAGGAAUCAAGCGUACAGUCUGAUGAGGAAGAUAUCCCUCCAUUGGAUGACGACGAAGAAGAAGAGACUAGUAAUAAAACCUGGUUGAGGAGUGUGUCGGCAUCACUUAUCGGCUAUGGGGAGAAAUCGUUCUUGGAUAGUAUUUCAAAAUGUCUGGCUUCUAGAAUAAGGGAUUUGGUGAGGGUUUGUCUAAUCACAGUUGCAUGGUGGAGCUCUGCAUUGGAUUCUUGCUCCAACAUAGAGUACCAGCUUUCUGCCUUCUCAGCUCUCAUAUCGCCGCUCAAGGAAUGCCUUGAAAAUGGCCAUUGUUUAGAGAUUAAGAUCAUUGCUUCUAUGUGUCUGCUCAAUUUCAGCAAAAUUCCAGAAUGCAGGGUGGUUUUGAUGACAUUUGCAGACGAAAUUGCUGCCACUCUUCAAACUAUUGCAGAUGUAACAUGGACAGCCAAAGAACUUCAUGCUGUUUUAUGUGGGGAAGAUGUAGAUUAAUUCUUAUCAAAUCUGGUAAGAGUCCUGAAAACUUGAAAUCUCAAGUUAAAUGUAGUCAUGCUGUGCUAUCGUACUUCAGACAAAAAAAAACAUUGGUCUUAAUAUAUUCAAAAAAAAGUUUCCUUA
Impatiens glandulifera is the source of this 2979-nucleotide messenger RNA. RefSeq lists its product as uncharacterized. The transcript is spliced from 5 exons. Lineage: Eukaryota; Viridiplantae; Streptophyta; Magnoliopsida; Ericales; Balsaminaceae. Gene Ontology annotation, biological process: protein ubiquitination. Gene Ontology annotation, molecular function: ubiquitin-protein transferase activity. The record is from RefSeq and is a predicted model, not a curated record. The coding region runs from base 265 to 2853 and encodes 862 amino acids.